GGGUCACGCGUGCUCCGGAAGCGGCGGGCCCGACGGCGGCGCACAUCCGGCGUCGUCUCUCCGCGCCGCGCGUCGCCUGCCCAUGGCCGCCUCCGUGGAUUUCAAAACCUACGUGGAUCAAGCUUGCAGAGCUGCAGAUGAAUUUGUCAACAUUUAUUAUGAGACAAUGGAUAAAAGAAGAAGGGCUUUAACAAGACUUUAUUUGGACAAAGCCACGUUAAUUUGGAACGGUAAUGCAGUGUCCGGGCAAGAAGAACUGAGUAAGUUCUUUGAGAUGUUGCCAUCUAGUGAGUUCCAGGUUAACGUGUUGGACUGCCAGCCCGUUCAUGAGCAAGCUACGCAAGGGCAGACGACAGUCCUCGUGGUGACAAGCGGGACAGUAAAAUUUGACGGUGACAAGCAGCGCUACUUCAACCAGAACUUCUUGCUGACAGCACAGGCCACUCCUACCAACACAGUGUGGAAGAUUGCCAGUGACUGCUUCCGCUUUCAGGACUGGGCCAGUUAGUGAGGACUGGCUGAGGAAGUGACCUCUCUCAUGGGACGGGUUGGAGUCAGCUGUAUGGACAGCCGUUGUCCUGCAUGGGGAACACUUGCUCUUCGUCUUGCGCCUGUCAUUUAUGGAGGGUCUAUCAUCAGUGUUUGAGGGUUGGUCUCAGUGACUUUGGGUUUAGUAGUAAACAAUCUUAAAAUGUUAGAGGUUGCUGGUGUUAGUUGAACCUAAUAAAAUGCUAAAGGCAGUGAGUUGCAUUGGAAUCAUUCCUAAAAUGCCUUACAUGCAGCUAUGCUGCCACUUCAGGCUUCUCGUAUAUAAUGCUGAAACUCUACUAAUUGAACACAAAAUUCUCUUAAUGGACAAUUCGGACCAAACAUGUAGUUUUUCAACUUGAAAAGAUCUGUUUUUACAAUAGCAUCUUCCCUCUUUUGGAGAAGAUGCUUGUGCAUGUAGAUAGAAUUCUGAAAGUUACCUACUGUUUGUUGUAAGAGGCUAGGAGGGAUUGACAGUAAUUUCUGAUGUUUGUGAAAGUAGCAAAUACAGCUCCUGAGUGUGUCAUCUCAAUCCAUUUGAAAGGUAGCCUUACCUUCUCUGUUAUGAAAGAACUAAAUAAUCUCAUCAGGUUUCCUUUUGUCUUGAGCUUCCCAGACUGUGGUUAUAGUUAUUUUGCAUCGAUUUAUGUGUACGGCAUGCUGAAUGAUUCGGAGCACCUCUGCCAACAAUUCCUGUCACAUGCAUGUGAAAGACUUCAAACGGAUUCUUUUUCUUUUGAAGUCUUGAAGUUGUAAGAAAUAGGUCAGUUGCAGCAUUUCUGUUUGCUUUAACUGUUAAUUCUGUUGCUAUGAAGUCUGGGAUAUUUUUCCUGUAUUCAUUCUGCAAGUUUUGAAUUCCUACUGUCUUUUCAGGACACAUUGUAGUAAAGAAGUGGCACUGAAAGUGUGUAUUACUGUGAAGCCUUCAAUUUUUCUCUUCAGUACUGUUAUACAGAAUAGGUGCUUUGGUUAUUUUCAACCUAAAAGAACAGCUGUAAACACAAUUACCGUCUUCCUCUCAUGCAGAUUUUUACUGUGGUUUCAUAUUAAGUAUUGCCUUAAAUUAUUAAUUCUGGAAAUUUUUGUCUGUCUUGCUUGAAAUUUGUGGUUUAAAGCAUUCAGCCGCUUUAAAACAGUUUUCAAGACUGCAAGUUAAGACUGUCCAUGUUAACUUGGGAACGCGAGAGUAAAUCUGAGUUUCAACAGAUUUGUUUCAAACUGGUACAUUUCUGUUUUAAGCUGAGUAAAAAAAAAUAGCUAUAUACCUGGGAGUGCACUUGCUUGUAGCUGACAAAACAUGGGGGGAACUUGUAACUCUGAUCUUAAUAUACAUCACAUGGGGGGAACUUGUAACUCUGAUCUUAAUAUACAUCACAGAGACAACAGCAUCCUGAGUGCAAAAGCUGUUAUGGCUGGCUCACUUGUUUUAUGACUUAAAUCGGGGAAACUGUGAAAAUGAGCAUUAUCCAACUUGUGUAAGACAUCAUAAAAUGUGCAGUUUGCAGUAUAGUCUCACAAAUAAUGGGAUGUUUAGGUGAAAUGAAUGGGUUUAUUUCCUUUUAAGGCACUCUAGUGCCUUACAGAAUUAGUUACCUGUCUUUAUUCGGGAGCUGUUUGUGUUCUGAACUGUUGUGUAACUAUUUUUUUAUCCUGAAGAAUAUGAAUUCCUGCAAAACAAUGCAAGAAGUCCAGAAUUUGUGAAAGCUGUAAAUACUGUAAAUAGUUAUUUCUGUAUGUAGUAACAGAAGGAUUGGUCUGUUUAUUUACUGUUUGUUCUUAACAGAGUAUGCCAGGCUUCUAGAUUUGUGUUCCUCCUACAAGUUUGAAAAGAAAACCCUACAUUUGCCUGUUACUGACAGAGUGUUGUUGAGCAGUGAUGCUGCCGUGCUGUGCUCUUCUGGUUUGCUAACUUGCUCUUGCUUGUGUAAGUUGUGUUACAGAUGUGUUUCCAUACACAAAACAGGUUUUGACUGUUGAAACGUACUGAUGGGUGCAACUGUUAGCAUUUGCUUGUUGAACUUUGAAGGCAGUCAGCAGAACACACACUUAUAGCUGUACCUGAUAAACUUGUCCUGGGAAUAAAUACUUAUUGGGUAUUUUUA
Messenger RNA from Pezoporus occidentalis (night parrot), 2630 nucleotides. RefSeq names its product nuclear transport factor 2 like export factor 2 (gene NXT2). Lineage: Eukaryota; Metazoa; Chordata; Aves; Psittaciformes; Psittacidae. Bases 83 to 508 code for a protein of 141 amino acids. Gene Ontology annotation, biological process: poly(A)+ mRNA export from nucleus. The record is from RefSeq and is a predicted model, not a curated record. Gene Ontology annotation, cellular component: nuclear pore central transport channel. The transcript is spliced from 4 exons.